Molecule: messenger RNA, 1143 nt
Organism: Entrophospora sp. SA101
Lineage: Eukaryota; Fungi; Glomeromycota; Glomeromycetes; Entrophosporales; Entrophosporaceae
Source: the annotation of a GenBank genome assembly
AUGGUAGUUAAAAUCAACAUCCAAGAAAUUAACAAUCAUCAUCUUUUUGAAACGUUCAACACUAUAAAACAAUCUAAAAAAUGCGUAGUAAUUACGGGCGCAGGAAUAUCAUGUUCUGGUGGAGUUCCGGACUUUAGAUCUGCUGGUGGAAUAUAUGAUAUGAUUAAACAAAGAUUCCCAGGUUCCUUCCGAACUGGGAAGGACCUGUUUGAUACUACGAUGUUAAAGGACCAUAAAUCAAUAGGAGCCUUUAACAUGUUUAUGGGAAUUUUAAAAGAACGCAUCAACAAUGCCAGACCAACUCCCACUCACCAUUUCUUAAAAAAACUAGACGACAAGAAGAAGUUGGUAAGAGUAUACACACAGAACAUAGACAAUCUAGAAGAAGUAGCUGGACUGGCCACUGAUUCAAUCGUAAUAAAACCAUCAAACUGUACAACCAAGGCUAUCCAACUACAUGGAACCAUGAAAUUUCUCAAAUGUUCUGCAUGUUCCGAGGUAUAUGAGUUUAGUAAAUCUCACUGUGAAAGAUUUAAAGAAGGCGAAUCUCCAUCUUGUCCACGAUGCGAACAAAGUGAACAGAAAAGAAGAAAUGCUGGUAAGAGGUCACACAAAAUUGGAAUUCUCAAACCGAAUAUUGUUUUAUAUGGAGAUAAUCACUCACAAGAACUUCGGAUUGGAAAAGUUGCAGCAAAAGAUUCGAAUAAAGCAGAUUGUAUGAUAAUUAUGGGUACAUCAUUACAAAUACCUGGUAUAAAGGAUCUAAUUAGACAAUUUGCUGUGAAUAUUCAUAAAAAAGGCGGUAAAAUAAUUGUGGUCAAUCUAACUGACAUUGUCAAAACAAAAGAAAUGUUUGAUAUGGUAGAUUACUUUGUGCAAGGUACAACCGACGAAUGGGUCAGUUUGUUAGAAGAAGAAUUAAACGAACCAAAAGCUGUUGAUAAUAAAAAGAGAUUAAGAGAAAUUGAAAACAUAAAUAUUGUUGAUGUCACCAAAUCUGCUAGAUCCAAACAACAAAAGACUGCUGACUCUAAUGAUAAUACUGAUAUAAAAAGGAAAACUAGAUAUGAAGAUUAUGAAGAUUAUGAUUUGAUGAUUGCCUUUGAGAAUCAUUGUGAUUUUAAUAUCAAGUAUGAUUUUUAA